Molecule: messenger RNA, 6696 nt
Organism: Closterium sp. Naga37s-1
Lineage: Eukaryota; Viridiplantae; Streptophyta; Zygnematophyceae; Desmidiales; Closteriaceae
Source: the annotation of a GenBank genome assembly
AUGGCGCUGUCGUUCUUCCGAGGGUUCUUCAAAGGAGGGCUGGUGGAGGAGGACUUAGAUGCCUUCUAUCCCGUGCGCCAGGACGUGCAGGUCGGCACCGUCAGCAAGUUCCGACCACGGGCGAGCAAGCGGCUGUCGGAGGAGAAAUGGAGCGACAUGUUUGACGCAGAGGGGCGCAUGGUGAACCUCGAGGCUGCUCUUCGCCUCAUACAGCGAGGGGGGUGCGAGCCGGGCAUCCGGCCGGAGGUGUGGGAGUACCUGCUGGGGCUCGUCAGCCCGGCAGCCACGAGUGGCGAGUGUGGCGAGCUGAGGAGCAUGCGCAGGGAGGCCUAUGCUGCGAUGCUCAAGGAGUGCCAGCUCGUGGACCCGGUCAUUGGCAGUGGCUUCGUGGUCGAUUUUCCCAGAGUGCAGGUGGGUGCAGAGCGGUGGAGUGCAGGGAAGAAGGGUGCAGAGGGGUGGAGAUGGGUGCAGAGGGGUGGCAUGACAGAGGAGGGGGACGAUGGCACAGGGGUCGAUCUCCCAGACUCCUAUGCCGGCCCGCUGCGCCUGGUGCCGCCCAUCCCGCCCCUCUCCUCUCAACGCCCCCUGUUUCCCUUUCCCAUCUCCCACCUCCCGCUCCCUUCCUCCCAGGACGAUGGCACAGAGGUCGAUCUCCCAGACUCCUAUGCCGGCCCGCUGCGCCUGGUGCCGCCCAUCCCGCCCCUCUCCUCUCAACGCCCCCUGUUUCCCUUUCCCAUCUCCCACCUCCCGCUCCCUUCCUCCCAGGACGAUGGCACAGAGGUCGAUCUCCCAGACUCCUAUGCCGGCCCGCUGCGCCUGGUGCCGCCCAUCCCGCCCCUCUCCUCUCAACGCCCCCUGUUUCCCUUUCCCAUCUCCCACCUCCCGCUCCCUUCCUCCCAGGACGAUGGCACAGAGGUCGAUCUCCCAGACUCCUAUGCCGGCCCGCUGCGCCUGGUGCCGCCCAUCCCGCCCCUAGACGCCGCCUGGGAGGAGACCGGAGCACAGCUGGGGGUGCUGGAGGAGGGGGAGGAGGAGGAGGAGGGGGAGGGGGAGGGGGGCGAAGUGGAGGGAGGUACAACUGACAGUGGUGGCGGUCGUUGUGAUGUUGGUGGUGGUGGCAGGGUCAAUGGCGGUGGUGGCAGCAGCAGGAGGGGUCGACGGGCGAGUGAGAACGAGGUGGAUGAGGCGAUGAGGACGUGGGCGGCGGAGAGGGCAGAGGUGGUGGCGCGAGUAGGGCUGGAUCGAAUCCACAAGUGGCGCCAGGGGCUCUAUCAGAUAGGAGUGGAUGUAACGCGGGCGGACCGCUCGCUGCUCUUCUUUGAGAGCAGCCGCAGCCGAGCGCGCCUGAUGAACGUGCUGGCGGUGUACGCGUGGUUCGACCCCGAGGUGGGGUACUGCCAGGGCAUGAGCGACCUCAUGUCUCCCAUGGUCGUCCUGUACCCUGACGACGCGGAUGCCUUCUGGGCGUUUGAGCGGCUCAUGAGGAGAGUGAGAGAGGACUUUAUGAACACGGACACGGGGCUGGGCAUUCAGAGGGAGAUCAGCCGCCUCUCCCACAUGGUCUACACUCUCGACCCCGAGCUGCAUGCACACUUGGACGAGAUAGGAGCGGGCACCAUGUUCUUCACAGUCCGCACGGUCAUGGCCAUGUUCCGCCGCGAGCUCUCCUUUGCUGACGCACUCUACCUCUGGGAGUGUGGCGCUGGUUCCAUCCCCUUACCCCACCCACCCCCACCCAAUCUCCCUCCCUCCGCCUGGUUCUGCUUCUCUCCCGCUUCUCCUCCUCCCUGGCAGAUGAUGUGGGCGUGGGACUAUGACGCAUGCAGUGCAGCACUCCUCCCACUAGCAGAUCAAGCCAUCUUCCAUACGGCCCGCCACCUGCCGCACCUCACCAUGGACCGAUCUGCUUACAUUGCCGCCACCGCCGCUGCCGUCCGGGCAGCGGCUUCCGUCUUACUCGACGCAGAUCUCUUCACGGCUAUCGCUGUCGAUAUCGCCAAUGCCACCCGCGUGCCCCUCUCUGCUGUAACCGGCGGCGCUGGUGCUGCCAGUGCUGGUGGGGUUGGGGCAAGCAGCAGCAGCAGCAGCAGCUGCGGCAGUGGUGGGGGUUCGCUUUCGACGUAUGCAUCUGGCUCGGUGGGUACUGCGAGCAGCAUUGCCGGCAGCGGCGGCACGUCGGCGUUUGCAGCACCGCACGAGGAUGCGGAUCGGGGCUCAGUGGACCUCUUUUCGUCCCCACAGAGGCUGGAAAUCGCCCUUAUGGCUGCAGAGCUGGCUGUGACUCAGGCCGCCGUGCAUGCUGUGCCUGAUACCCCUGCUUCUGGGGCUCUUAUGGGGAGGAGAGGUGUUGGGGGAGUGGGUGGGAGGGAGUUUGUGGUGCCUGCGGAGUGGGAGGAGGAUGGAGGGGUGGAGGAAGGAGAGGACGGGUGGGAAGGGGAGGAGGAGGAUGAGGAGGCGUAUGGGGAGAGUGAGAGUGAAGAGGAGGAUGAGGAGGACGAGGAGAGAGAGGGGGAAAGUAGGAGUGAGAGUCAGGGCAGUGACUUCGAAGGUGAGAGUGGGGAGGAGGAUCAGGGGAAUAUGGGGUAUGGGUCAGAGGAGGACAGGGAGGGAGAGGAGGGGGAGGAAGGGGAAGAGAGCGGAGGGGAGGAGGAGGGAGAGUGGGGGGAGGAUAGGCGCCUGUCACACGAAGCAGCUAGGAUAGCGGGAGUGUGGGAGGAAGCUGAAGAGGUGGGGGUUGCAGGGGUAGAAGUGGGAGGGGAAGGAGUAGCAGUUGGAGGGGCAGGUGGUGGAGAGGUAGGCAUGGUAACAGCGGGAGGGGCAGGGACAGGCAUAGCAGGGGGGGCGGUGGGAGUCAGCUGGAGUGCGUCUGGUGGCAUUGAGUCGUCCUUCUUUGGCCGCAUGCGGUCCCUGUGGGGCAAGAAGGACGACCCUUCCCUUCCUCCUGCUCCUCCUGCUGCUGCUCUUCCUCCUCCUCCUGCUGCUGCUGCUGCUGCAGCGUCAGCAGCAGAACCAGCAGCAGAACCGGCAGCAGCGGCAGUAACAGGCAGCAGCAGCGAGGGGCUAUUUGACGGGCUGUUCGGCUUCACCCGCAGCAUCACCAUUCACGUCAUGGGCGGCACGAGCCGCCCGCCCCUCCCUGCCGCCUCCUCUCCUCCGUUCGCCUCUGCACACAGGCACAGCAGCAGCAACGCAGAGGACACAGUGCUUGAUCUCUCAGCUGUGUCGUCUCGAGUGGCCUUUGAUCCGUCCAAGGACCUUCCUCCGGAUGAGAGGCUGCCCACGAGUCAGCAGCUGGAGGCUCGGAGGAGGGCGGCGCUGAGAGGGGGCGUGGGGAGCGGUGUGGAGCAGGUUAGGAGCGAGGGGAGGAGCGAGGGGAGGAGUGAGGGGAGGAGUGAGGGGAGGAGUGAGGGGAGGAGUGAGGGGAGGCAGCGGAUCGUACGGUCGGUUUCGGGGGGAGACUGGAAGGAGACCACGACUGAACGAGAGGGAGGAGUGGGGAGAGACGGAAGAGAAGGAAAGGAGGCAGAUUGUGGGGUCAGAGGAGGUGGGGGUGGUGGGGAUGGUGGGGAUGGGGGUUCGGUCAGGAGUGGUUAUGGGGGUUAUGGGAGGGCAGGGCUUGAUGCGGGAAGGCCUCCUCCUGCUGUUGCUCGGAAGGGUCGAGGGCGUUCUUCUGCAAGCUCUUCCAGCUCCAACCGCUCCCUGCAGCGCCCCAUGGGAGGCUCGCUCAAAUUCGACGUUCCCCGCAUUGACGUCCCCGCACUCCCCACCAUCCUCGCCCCGCCCUCGCACCCCUCCCACCCGUCUCAGCGUGCCCGCACCCACUUCCCCUUCCCCCUCUCCUCCCACCACCAGCCGUCCUCCUCGUCCUUCCACUCGCGCCUGCUCCGCCGGCAAAACAGCUCUCAGAAGCAGAAGGCAGCAGCGGUGGCCGUGCAGCGGCAGCAGCAGCGGCAGAAGCAGCAGCAGCUGGAGCAGCAGCUGCAGCAGGUGAAGCAGAAGCACGGGUUUCUGAGGAGGGAGCUGGGGAGAAUGGGCAGUCCCAAGAUCCCGGCACUGGAAGGAGCGUUGCGGAGGGAGGCGGAUGGAGACUCGCCGCCGGUGCUCUCAGUGCCUGCGCCCACACGUGCAACGUUUGAGUGGGGCCAGAGGCAUAUGCGAGCGCAAUCCCCUAGGGACGCCUCCUCGCCCUCCUCUCUCUGCUCCCCUGCUGCUGCCAGUACUGCUGUAGUGGGUGGGCCUGCACCUGUUGGUGCUCAGUUGGGUGGUGAGAGCAGGGGGGGGGAUGGUACCAAGGAGGACCCGCGUGCUCCCCUGCAGCGACUAAGGCCCCCGCGUGUUGAGCUCCCUGAAACUGCUGCUGGCGCUGGUGCUGCUGCUGGUGCUGCCACUGGUGCUGCCACUGCUGCCGCCACUGGUGCUGGUUCUGGUGCUGCUGCUGCUACUGCUGGUGCUGGUGCGGCUGGCGCAACUGCUGCAGCUGGUUCAGACACAAAGCCUUCCCUCUUCCUGCCUCCCAGGUCCCCUGGCACUUUCUCCCACAAGCCCUCCCGCUCUCUCCCUUCACCCUCCUCCUCUGCUUCCGCUCGCCCCGCCUCACCUGCUGAUCUGCCCACUGCAGUGGGGAAGCGCAGGCAGGCCGGCAGCAGCAUGGGUGGUGCUGCUGGUGCUGCUGCUGGUGCUGGUGCUAGUGGUGCUGCUCGCACUAGCCAUUUUCCCCUAGGCCUGCCUCCCAUAUCUCCCAGGGUCAGCUCGGCAGGCUCGGGAACCGAGCCUGCAGGUUCGGGAUCCGGCAGCAUGUUCGGGCACGGCUGGGGAGGCUCCACUAAAUCCCCUCGCUUCCUGCCGGCUGCUCCCAGCAUGGCUGGUAGCGUGGCUGGUAGCACAGCAGGGAGCACAGAAGCAGGCAGCACAGAAGGCAGCACAGGCAGCAUGGCAGGCAGCAUAUCCAGUGCGCUUCUGGUGGGCAAACCGAAACACGAUUCUGCACCUGAGACGGGCGUUGGUGUUCAGGCGGGGCCCAUGCAAGACGACACGGUCGAUCUUACGCCAGAGGGAGAACUGGAGGAGCCAGAUGACGCCCUACCAGACGAUCUACCAGGCGCCCUACCAGACGAUCUACCAGGCGCCCUACCAGACGAUCUACCAGGCGCCCUACCAGACGAUCUACCAGGCGCCCUACCAGACGAUCUACCAGGCGCCCUACCCGACGCGCCGUUCCUCUUCCCACCCUCCAAAUCCCUCGCUAGAGCGUCCCACGAAGGCAGAGGCGGGUCGAUGCACGAGAGAGGAACCCAUAUGAGCAAAGACCAUCCUCAUCAACCCCCUCACUUGUUGUUCCCCCACUCAAGGUCUCUAUCUGGUGCCUCUCCCCCCUCUCCUGCUAGCAUCUUCAAGGCUCCUCUCCGCCGGUUAAACCUCAAGGUUCCCCCUGAACUACACCUGAAUCUCAAGUCACCCCGGGCGGAACACCCUCCGAAAUCCCCGGGUUCCAUGCCCUUUGCCCUCCCUUUUGAGGUGACUCUGGGGUUAAAAUCCCCUGGUCCGUUCCGAAUCCCGCCUGAGCUAAGCACUGGAAUGAAGUCUCCUCGGCCGUUCAUUCCCCCAGAUCUGCUUAAAUCCCCGCUGGCACUUAAAUCCCCGUCUUCUAGAGAUUUCCUGGCCAAGAUUUUCGACGAUACCAACCGAGCGACGAUGCGGGCGAGUGCGGUGAAAGGGGGUGCCAAGGGGUGGCACAGCCUUCCGAGAGACGCAGGAGGGGUGAUGGGAGGGCGUGGGGAGGGGGGGGAGGAGGAGCAGGGGAGGAGAAACACAGGCAAGGAGAGUGGAGGGGGGGUGGAGUGGCUGGGAACGCCUCAAAGGAGUUUAAGUGGGGAACGGAAGCAAAGGAAUCAAAGGGAUCAGAGGAACGCAACGCAUCACAGAAGCGCUAGUGGUGAAGCAGGGAUGAAGGGGUUUUGGGGGUUGAAGGCUAAAGGGGAGGAGGAGAAGGAGAAAGAGGCAGGAGGGGCAGCAGGGGAGAAGGGGAAUACCCUGGGAGAAGCAGGGAUGCCUGGUGAAAGGGUGGCUGAGAGUGGGGGAGAAGCGACAGCGGAAGGGUUGGAGAAGGGUGAAGCAGCGUGUGAAGAGGAGAGGGAGGACGGGGAGGGAAAAGCAGUGUUUGAAAAGGAGACGGAGGGCGUGAAAGCAGGGCAAGAGGCUGACGUGGAAGGGGACUGGCAGGGAUUCGGGGUGGUGCACAGCCCAUCGCUGUCCUUGACUCCUGCUCCUGCUGCCGCUGCUGCUGCUUCUCCUGCUGCUCCUGCUGCUCCUGCUGCUUCUCCUGCUCCUGCUGCUGCUGCUCCUCCUCCUCCUGCUGCUGCUGCUGCUCUUGCUGUUGGUUCAGAGGAAGCGUUUCAUUUCAAGCCCCUCUUGACUUCCACCUCCGUCACCAAACAUGCCGCCGAGCCUCCGUCGUCCCCUACCGAGUCUAACCUAUCGUCCCCUGCUCUAUCCGUGGCUGAGAUCCCGUCGCCACAGGGGGAGGUGGAUGAGGAGGGGGUGCUGGUGGGGGAGGGGGAGGAGGAUGCAGAGGUGGAGGUUGAGAGAAUGACGACUUUUUGUGUGCUGGCGAUUCUGCUGGAGAUGAGGGAAGACCUGGUGCAGUAUGCUCAGGGGUUGGAUGAUGUGGUACAUGUAAGUGGGGCAUGUGGGGCAUGA